Molecule: messenger RNA, 3135 nt
Organism: Ixodes scapularis (black-legged tick)
Lineage: Eukaryota; Metazoa; Arthropoda; Arachnida; Ixodida; Ixodidae
Product: QRFP-like peptide receptor
Exons: 6
Coding region: 64-1278 (404 amino acids)
Biological process (GO): G protein-coupled receptor signaling pathway
Cellular component (GO): plasma membrane
Molecular function (GO): neuropeptide Y receptor activity
Source: RefSeq, a predicted model, not a curated record
ACAGAAGACAAGAAUCCAACACCAGAACCCGCAGUAUAACCUAGCGGCCACGGAAUCAAGAGCAUGGAGUUAUUGGCGGCCAACGGCACCUGGCUGUCCAAUUCCGAGUCGUCCGUGGAAGACGACGAUGACCUUCCGGAUGACUACGACUAUGAAGAGUCCGCCACCCGCUACGACCUAGCAGACCUGGUGCCCACAGCGACGGUGUACGGUUCCACGCUGCUGCUCGGCCUGGUAGGGAACCUGCUCAUCGUGUACACUGUGGCCAGAUUUCAGCGUAUGCGCAGCAUCUCCAACAUCUUUCUCGCCAGUCUGGCAACGGCGGACCUCCUCAUCGUGCUGCUCUGCAUCCCCGUCAAGUUUGGCCAGCUGUUCUCGUACACGUGGACGCUGGGAGAGUUCGGGUGCAAGUUCAUCCUCUACGUCCAGCACGUGUCCAUGAUCUGCUCCGUGCUCAACCUCACCUUCCUCAGCAUCGAGAGGUACUACGCGGUUAUCCAUCCCGUGCGGUCCCGGUAUUUGUGCACCUUCAGCCAAGCACGGAGAGUCAUCAUCUUCAUCUGGCUCUCGGCGUUCCUCACAGCACUGCCCAUAAUAUUCGUCCAGGUUCACGUGGAGAUGGGGCUCCACCGGACGGCGUACUGGUGCAUGCGCGACGAGGACAACCCGACCACGUGGCGCUCCUUCGAGAUCUACAUGCUCAUCCUGGUGCUCUGCGUCCCCGCCCUGGUCAUGAGCUACACCUACUCCAAGAUCUGCUUCCAGCUCUGGAUGGUCGUCCGAGAGAGGGCAAACCUCACCUCGGGGACCCUGGUUUCCACCGAGAUGACGGAGAAGACCGGCACGGGAGCAAAGAAGGAGCUGGUUGCCACGUUUUCCAGCAACGGGGAGCACAGGACUGCCAAACCGUCGCGAGCCGACGAGGACACAGUUAGGCAGGUCAUCAAGAUGCUCAUCCUCGUCGUGGCCCUGUUCGUCAUCUGCUGGGCCCCCAUCUUGAUCCUGAACGUCCUGACGGCGUUCGGUGGCGUAACGACACUCAACUACAGCUACCUGAAGCCCCUCCGGACGACGUUCCACCUGCUCUCGUACAUGAACAGCUGCGUGAACCCUCUGGUCUACGGCUUCAUGUCCAAGAGCUUCCGCAACAGCUUCAAGGACGCCCUUCUGGGCUGCCUUCGGCCCAACCGGUCCCAGUUUGUGGCGCGUGGUACGACGAGACUGAGCCGUACCAGGACAACCAGCGUCAGCAUCGGCAGGUCCACAUAUGUCACGUGACGUCGGCCUUGUCAUCCGGACAACGUGCGGUGCAUUCGCUGGUCAAACACCACCAGUUUGUAAAGAACUGCGCCGGAGGCAUGACUUGCCGAUGGUGGGAAGGAGUCUCUUGAUUAUGUAUAGUAUAGUGACGCCACCCUGUAUGCAAGGCCAUCAUCCAGAGUGUGGCAAUUUUUUUACAACGGAUACGUCUGUAUAAUCCACUGUCUGUAACAGGUCUUCAAUCAUGGGCAUUCUUGUGAAUAACUGAGACGCGCUCAUUCAUCGCCUGCGAUGUGACAAGGCCGCUGAUCUAUUUGUCUACGUCAUUUACAAGAGGCCAGCGCGGCACAUAAAUUGGGCUCGUGUGUUGCAUCAGAUCUCGGCCAGAAUCGUAUUCUCACUGGUUGAACCAAAGCCUCAUCCGAACGCUAAAGAAGCGCUCGUCCCAAUCUGUGUCCUUCGCGGGCCUUUGACAGUUGACAAAGAAACCCCAGUCCUAAUCUCUUGUUAUCUGGGAGCUAUUGGUUCAUUGCGGCUUACAAACUUUUUCUACAACUUCGUCGAUCCAAUCUGGAGUCGCCUAACACUCGCUUCCCUAUGUGACAUUGCGGCGUUCACUCUAUACGUAAAAAUGACAUAUUUUCUACGGAACACUUUGCAUCGAAAUGCGUGGUAUGGGCUUUUCUGAAUGUUCCGUUUAAGGAAUGCGUUUCAAAUAUUGCGACGGUCCUGUAUCCCCGUCAAGUUCGAACUGGGGGUUCAGGUGUCACUAUAGUUUUCAAGUUCAGAAAUUGUGCGUUUUAGUGGCAUAGGGUGCGGUAGUACAGCCUUCAUUCACUUUCCACCUAGCGAAAACCCCGUAGUGCCGUUUAACCUGUAUCACAAAGAGAAGCUCGCCAAGCUCUGUCAACCAAGCCAUCCAUGGAAAAAGCACAGGCAGGCUUCACUGAAGUUGAGAGCAGAAAAAUCAUAUCGCGAUAUCGAGGCUCGUGCAUUUUCUGUUAUUCUAGAUAACCGCAUCGAAGAAGAAAAGCAUCUGGCGCUACAAGUUGAUGGGACCCGGUAAAGAGCACCAAAAGUGCAUGGCACUGGGCCUUCCCUAUGCGUGAUUGGUUCAGGUAUAAUACAACACAGAGAAACAUGACUAACACCAUGUUGGUGAACCAAGGACGCUAUUUGAUUGCUCCCACCGUCCGGAAUUAACAUAAUAUUAAGUACAAUGUAUCAAGCCCUGAUUGCCUCCUUUUAUAUCUAUAUUGGAAGGCAUAUUUUUAUAUGUCCUUAAGCUCAGUCAAGGCGGAAUAGUCAAUCUACGUGAGGAUAACUUUCUGGUAUAUGUGAGCGGUGGUCUUGGUCAGCAAACCAGCACGCAGUGCAGUGAUGAAGGUCGUAACAGAUGUUACCGCAUCGACCGCCUAUCAGGCACCACACUGUGUAGCAUAGUAUUUGACAGAUAUUGUUGAAGAAUGUCUUCUGUAACUGGUACUGUGUGGCAACGCAAGGUAUCAAAGAUGAACACCUGGAAGUCUAUGCAAGACGGCUGGACGAGACGGGACCGGAACAUCACCGUCUGCUGCGAUUGGUCAGCGGCGGGGAGCUGACCAAUUGCAGCAGGCGGCGAUGUUCCGUUCCUGUCUCAUCCCGCCGUCUUGCAAAGCUCUCCUUGUAAAGUUGUGGUACUUCCGAAUGGCCCUUGUGAGAGAAAAAGCACGUUAUGUCCCGGUUUUAAGAGCUUCGCCGUUUUGUCAGUUCUUCGGUCACUCCGUGUUUUCUUUGAUGUUUUUAUAUGUUUUAGUGCUUUACAUCUUCUUAUUUUGUGCUUUCAUCUUGCCUAAUUUAAAAAUAAAUGUUCGUCCUCGUUAGUAUUGGCAUGAA